Molecule: messenger RNA, 606 nt
Organism: Penicillium argentinense
Lineage: Eukaryota; Fungi; Ascomycota; Eurotiomycetes; Eurotiales; Aspergillaceae
Product: LURP-one-related/scramblase family protein
Exons: 2
Coding region: 1-606 (201 amino acids)
Source: RefSeq, a predicted model, not a curated record
AUGGGAAUUUUUGGACACCACGAUCUGGCGCCCGUCGCCGAGCCGAUUGCCAUCAACCAACAAUUCGUCUCCUCUGAGCCGCAGACACUAGUCCUGAAGGAAAAGGUUCUCUCCGUCACGGGCGACAGCUUCGAAAUCAAGCUUGCAAAUGGCCAGCCUCUUCUGAAGGUACACGGGGCAUGGGUCUCCAUUUCCGGACGCAAGAAGGUUGAGGAUGCGCAGGGUAAACACCUGUUUGAUAUUGUCAAGGAGCAUCUGCAUAUCCACACUACAUAUGCGCUUGAGGAUCCUCAUAAGAAGAAGAUUUGUGAGGUUAAGAGUAGUCUGAAGCUCCUCGGAUCCAAGGCCACUGCCUCUUUCAUUGAUCAUAACGGCAAGGCGGUAACUUUUACAAUGAAGGGCGGCUGGUAUGACCACAGUGCCGAUAUAGUUGAUGAUAAGAGCGGCGCGACAGUUGCUCGCAUUGAUCGGAAGCUGCUCAGUGGCCGUGACCUUGUCUUUGGUCAACAGACCUACGCUGUUAUUGUCGCUCCUGGUGUCGAUGCGGCACUGAUUGCUGGCUUAUGUAUUUGCUUCGAUGAGAAGAACAACGAAGAGAGUGGUUAG